Molecule: messenger RNA, 1513 nt
Organism: Paralichthys olivaceus (Japanese flounder)
Lineage: Eukaryota; Metazoa; Chordata; Actinopteri; Pleuronectiformes; Paralichthyidae
Gene: msmp1
Product: microseminoprotein, prostate associated 1
Cellular component (GO): cytoplasm
Source: RefSeq, a predicted model, not a curated record
GGGGAAGUCAUCGAACCCGGAUGCAGCGGAGCUCCGAGGCGUUCACCGGCCGCGGUUGAGAUCGUGCAUCGAUUAGUCGAGCCUGGUUCAUGCCUGCUGAAGCGCAGCGAGGUGAUCUCUGGAGAGCCAAAACGGUGCCAAGACUGCUCCACGCAAACCGCCACCACCUCCUCGCUCCCAGUGGAUGGCACCCCCAACGCCUUCCCCAGCCAGCACUGUGAGAAAAAACCACGCCUCCACGCCGUGGUGGAUGCAGCCAGGGUGUAUAAAUGAGGGUGCAAACGGGUGAAGAGGAACCAGAGGCAGAUCAGACCAGAUGAAGAUGGACAUUUCCAGGGUGAACUGGGUUCUUGCAGCUGCAGGGUUUCUCCUGUGGAGCAGCGGUGGCUCUGCUGCCCCCAUGGAGUGCCACUUUGACUCAAGAGCUCUGUGUGUGUUUGAGGGAAGACAAUACUCCCUGGGGGACACCUGGAUGGACAACGCUUGCAUGCAGUGCACCUGUCUGCACCCUGUUGGAGUCGGUUGCUGUGAGACGGUCCAUCGGCCGGUGGAUUUCCCUGCGUGGUGUCAGGUGCGUGUGGAGCCAGUGACCUGCAAGGUGUCUCUGGUGCAGGUGGCCGACCCCCGUCUGCCCUGCUACUCAGGCGAACACUUCAAGGACCCGAGCCAGGGAUCAUUUCAGCUGCAGCAACAGCUCGAGGGGUAGAGAGCCACUCGAACCCAACCAUCUGUUGGAUCUGUUCGCCUGUGAAACCAAUACUCACUCCAGUUAAAUAUCAGUUACUACUUCUUUCAUAUACAUACUGUACAAAUAUAAAACCUUAACAGCAUGUGUAAGUUUCAGUGUUUGUAUCGUCACAAAUGUGACACUCGUCUGUGAAAGUAUAUUUAAAUAAAGCUGCAGCAUUUUCCAGCAGAGAAUUUUAUGAAACAAAUUAAAAUUCAAGUUUACUUUAGAUAAAUCUUUUUUUAUUUGACAUUAGUUAUUAGAAGACUACAUUUGUCUGCCUAUAGUGGCCAAAAGCUUCAGACUUAAGGAUGCAGAAGCAACAUAACUUUUAUUUUUAAAUACAGAAUGUGGCGAACUUGUGCCAAAGAUUGUUUGUAAAAAAAAAAAAAAUCUCCAUCACAUUAUCACAUUAAGCCGAAUGUCAGAUCUUUAAUCAAUUCAAUAAUUCCUUUUGUAAAUAUAAACACAGUAUAUACACAUGCAUUAAUAUAUACAAAUUCUGCUGAAUUUGCCCUGUUCUCUGCUGUAACUCAUUUAACCUUCAAAUAAAGUUCUUGUUUAUAAAGAGAAACGAUGUCAAAUUCUGUGAAGUAACAGAUGAAGCAUUUAAACAUCAUUUUAAUCACACUUUUAAUUUCUCUUGUAGUACAUACACCUCAGUACAGUCCUCCGUUCAGCCCUUGAAGCUAAAACAAAAACGGUUAAACUGUAAAAAUAUCAUGGAUAAGAAAAAGCUGUCUCAUAAAAUCAGAAAUAAAGUGUCCGAGACAAUAAGAAAAAAAA